AUGGCGAUCCCUUGGGUCCCGGCUGGCAGGGGUUUAAGGUCUGCACAGGAAAGCACGAGGGGCGGCGGCGGCGCGGGCAUACCCCCCGCUGUUCCCCGAGGAGGAGGGAGAGGGGGAAGGGGAGAGACACGCGGAAGGGGAGUUGCUCUUCUGGGAGGAGAGGCUGCGAUCGCGAGAUCAGGCCCGUGGCGUGUCCGUCACGACCGUCCAGAGCGUGUGGCUGCGCCAGCGAAUGGGGGCGAGGAGGGUUCUGAUAACUCCCAGAAUGGGAGCGACUUUAUCCCGACGCACUCCGAGGCAUCGGAGGAGGUCUCCCUGGGCGAUGAUGAGAAUCAGGAUGUGUUAGCGCAGAGGCGAGGGCGGAGAAGGGAGCAUGGUGGUAUGCCACAUCCCUCCAACAUGCCAGCAGGACAGGACGCAGAUGUGCCACCGCAGCCAUCCGAGAAAUCACCCGCUGACCUGGCUAAGGAUGACUCGAUCUGGCUUCUGGCUAGCACUUGGGACAUUGCGCCACUCCAGCGAGCAGACCAACCGUUUCUGGUGAGGCGGUUGCCCCCCAAGAUUCUGGAGAGCUACACCUUGUGCCUUCUGGCACCACUGCUGCGAUUGGCUACACAUCCAGACUGUGUGGGGGCGUGGACUGUGCUGCAGUUCUUGCCCCGCUUGACCCUUCGACCCCUCCCAGAGCCGGUGGAAGGGAACCGCUGGAUACAGAUUGAGACUCGGCUGCACCACUUCAGGCUCGGGGCUCUGGCCGAUCUCUACAAUGAGGCAUGCGCGAUCCCCGAAACUGGAGCCCCGACACGUCAUCAGCCAGACGAGGCAGGCCUGUGUGCGCGAGCGGAAGGGUUGAUAAAGAAGGCCAACAUUUCUAAGGCAGUGUCUGCGUUACAAGUGACCCCGCUGGCGGCACCAACACCAGCUACACUCGCUGCCUUACAGGCGAAACACCCUGUUGGGGAGUUACCAAUCCCGAGCUGGGUAACCAACCGCACUGGAGCGCCGGCCUCGACUUUGAACCUGACCCCAGACGAUGUCCGCGAAAUACUCGCGAAAUGCCCGAAUGGAGUUGGGGCGGGCCCCUCAGGCACAUGCUUCGAGCAUUUGAAAGACCCGGCCCACUGCAGCGAGGAAAUCCUCAUACUCCUGACCAAGCUCAUCGGCCAGUUACUUAAUAGUGCACAGACGAAGGAGGUACGAGACAUCCUCCUGGCGUCUCGGCUGAUAGCACUCGAGAAGCCAGGAGGGGGCGUAAGACCCAUCGCUAUAGGAGAAGCCUUGCUCAGGGUGGCGGCGAAAGCGGCACUACGCGAGGGUACCGGCUUGGGUGGCGUGGACACGGGCGGCGGCGGCUGCGCGGCGCUUGAAUCCCCUCCGUCGCCAGGUGUGGCGGUGGUGGCGGAUGAGAACUUGGCGCGGACGCCAACGACUGCGGUGCCGGCUCUGAGGCCGAGGACGGCUGCUGCUGCGAUGUCGAAGACUGUGACAUCGGUGGCGGAAGCUGCAGGGGCUGGGACUGCGCCACUUGGGGCGGAGCUGACGGACCAAGUGGGCGGUACGCCUGAGGCCCGUGUGGGCGCUGGGGACGAGGCGGCCGACGACGGCGAAAGUUCUGCCCGCGAGGUCGCAGUUGGGGAGGUGCCCGGCCACGGGAGAACCGGAACAUCUGCUGGCGGGGGGCCGGCGAGGGAGGAGGAGGCUGCGAAACACCGCCACCUACUCCGGCCGCAACCACAUCCGCGGCGGCUCGGAGCAGGGCUGGGACCUGCCCGCCCUGGGCCCCUUGCGGGGUGGGAGCAGCAAGAGGACUCGCCGGACGCUCCGGCGCCUGGUGUGGGCGUCGCUUGCCCGUCAUCGAACGGGCAUGCGGACGCAGCGGAAGGGACACACGAGGCGGAGGCUGUUAUAGCGGUGGGGGCGGACCACGAGGAUACGCUAGAACGGCGCGGCGACACGGCAGAACGCAGGCAACGGACUGGCACGAGCCGUCAAAGGGCGCUCCAGGACCAGGCCGACGAACGGGCGGCAGGCCUGCAGCCGCAAAACGCGGCACCAAGGGCGGCGGGCAGGGGCCGAGGGAGGGGACGGAACGGGGGGAGAGGUCUUCGAGAUCUGGCGGGAGCGGUGGCGAGGGAGAAAGCCAGAUCUGGAAACUGGCGGGAAAGGCAUGAGAGGCCAGAGGAGCAGGUUGAGGGUCCAAUGAAUGAAGGAGAAGAGGAGGGCGGGUCAGAAUAUAUGGCCUCACAGGAUGCGGAAUCAGAGGAGGCCUCAUUGGAGGCUGAGCGGGGGGUGCCCGUCCCAACCACAAAUUGGGCUGGAGGAAUCGGACGGGAGCGAGGGGAGGCCCCAGCAGACGUGGGAGAAUCAGGGCCACAGCAGCCUAACGAGGCUGCCAGCAGGGAGCGAGAUCCCAGCAUUAUCGUGGAAGACGAGGCCACCUGGCAGCGGAUUCAUGCAUGGGAUCUGGGACCACUUCAAUCUAGCGCCCAACCCUUCCUGCGGCAGGACGGGGACGAGGAACAAGAGGAUGCUGGCGCUGAGGCUGCUGGACGGGAGGAGUGGGCGGCGGUGGAGCCGGAGCCGCGGGAGGGGCUGAGACAGACGGCGCAACAAGAAGCGCCGACGCAACAUGGAGCUGGGGUUGCGCCGGCAAAACCGACGGCGGGUGUGGAGGAGGAGGUGCGGAAGGAAGCACAGGCGCCGGCUGUAUCUGAAGUGAGGCAAGCGCAGGCAGGGCCAGCGCCGGCGGUGGCUGAGACAGUGGGGGAGGAACCGAAGGCGGAGGCACCGCCGGCACAAGCGGCGGCGGAGGGACCUGCCGAUGAGGAGGAAAUGGCCUCGGCCGCCAGGGUUGAUGGCGGGGACACCGGGGAUGACGGAGUGGCUGACCCCGUGGGCGGAGGUAGUACGGCGUUCGACCGGGUGGCGGGUGAUACACAGGGCGUCGGGAGUCCGGGGAUUGACGCCGCCCACGCCUCGAUCCGCCGCUCGAUUCGGCUUCAACCAAGUCCGCGGCGGCUCAGAGCAGGGCUGGCACCUGGCCUCCUUGGCCCCCUUCGGGGGUGGGAGUGCCAGACCUACUAA
Closterium sp. Naga37s-1 is the source of this 3084-nucleotide messenger RNA. Lineage: Eukaryota; Viridiplantae; Streptophyta; Zygnematophyceae; Desmidiales; Closteriaceae. The record is from the annotation of a GenBank genome assembly.